AUGGCAAGCAACAGAGACAAUCGGUUGCAAGCGAAUGGCAGUAAACGGCACUCGAAGAACGCACAGCGUGUAUAUCACUGUCUUGCAGCGAAUUGCAAACGCUUCCAAUCGUCUGCGGUACCUAUCAGGCUAGAUGACUCGAGUGGAUUCCUCGACUCAAGGGUUCUGGCGGUCUUGCUAAUCUUUUACUCUGGACUACAGAUCCUCAGAGACCGCCGCCGAUGCUCUGGAAAGAGAUUGAGAUCAACUGCUUGCUACUCGACACUACAAGCAUCACCACGAGUCAAGUGUUUGUCUCAAUCGAUAGACUGGAGGACUGGCCCCAUCUCCAAGUUUGCCCAUCUCAUCCAUUGGUCCUUGGAACACCGGACUCUCAUCCGUACUCGACCGUGGACAAGAUCCACUUCUUCGCCGUUGGAUAACGAAGAAAAGAGUCAUGGCAAUGACGGACUACAAGCCCGUGGAAAGACUACAGAAAGCUUUGGCAAUUUGGUUGUUUUGUUUGGCGAAUCAGCACUCGAGGACUGA
This is a messenger RNA of Aureobasidium namibiae CBS 147.97, 528 nucleotides long. RefSeq lists its product as uncharacterized. The transcript is spliced from 2 exons. The record is from RefSeq and is a predicted model, not a curated record. NCBI's taxonomy places the organism in Eukaryota, Fungi, Ascomycota, Dothideomycetes, Dothideales, Saccotheciaceae. Bases 1 to 528 code for a protein of 175 amino acids.